Messenger RNA from Phytophthora infestans T30-4, 831 nucleotides. RefSeq lists its product as uncharacterized. The coding region runs from base 1 to 831 and encodes 276 amino acids. Lineage: Eukaryota; Oomycota; Peronosporomycetes; Peronosporales; Peronosporaceae. The record is from RefSeq and is a predicted model, not a curated record. The transcript has a single exon. Gene Ontology annotation, molecular function: metal ion binding; phosphatidylinositol binding.
AUGAACGCCAAACGACUUCGCAAGAAGCGGUCGCUUCCUACCGGACCGAUGCCGUCCCAAGUGGCGUGGCUCGAGGGUAUUUCGAUGAACGUGACGCCUCUCGUCUCCAGGCCCCGAAAUUCCUGUCGGAUCGACUAUUUGCUCACGGUGACAUGUGAAGGCCGCGAGGCAACAGAACUGUCCACCUGGCACUUGGUGCGCAGCUUCGACGAGUUUCGGUUCUUCCGCAAACGUUUGACAGCGAAUUUGCAGCGUGGGCAUUUCUGCCACGCCGAGUGUCCGUGGCUGUUCACGUUUCUAAAAAGCUACUUCCCCAAGUCUCAACUGGUCGGAAAUUCGCUUACGAAAGUAGUGGAACGACGACGGAAAUCGUUGACGCGCAGCUUGGCGACGAUCCGCAGCUUCUUGCUGAACAGGUCGAAUCAUGUUUGUCCGUUGCUGAUGAAGGGCAUAGCGUUGGAGCUUCUGGAGCUUGUUGUGGGGAGCCACCAAGAAGCGGAUCACGAUCGACAUGGAGACGUUCCCGAGUGGCUCCGACAACUACUGCAAAGAUGGCAAGACGGAGAACUCGAUCCGGAAGAAUCUACGUGCUCGGAAGACACGCAGACCGAUGACUCCAGUCAGGAUAAGGACAUUUGCUCGCUGUGUGACCGUCCGUUGGUGGGUCAUCCUCGUACGGAAGAGAUUGAAGGCGAUCGGUGGUCUCAGAUCGCUGCAGUCGAGCCUUUCUCGUCGCUAACCUGCGGCCACAAUUUUCACGACGAAUGCUUGCUUGGCAAGUUUAAUGAAGCUCUUCAAUGCCCAACCUGUGGCCGCAAAGAGGAUUCAUAA